AUAUACGGCUUUCGAAAGUUUCGAAACGCGCGCAUGGUUUUGCACGUUUAUACCGCUUUUCUUCCAGUUUAACAUUUAGAGAGUCGGUUUAACAUUUGAUUUUCUGGUUUGGGGGUAGCAAAAUGGUUAAAUGCAUUUGGUGGGUUAUGGUGUUAUUGUGCCUAGAAUCUGCGUCAUCGUACCGAAUAACCGGAGGAGUGAUAUUCAAAGGACCUCGCAAUCGUCGCAAUGUAUCAUUGACGCUGAUUAAUUAUUCAUUAUCUACCAAUGAAACUCAACUUCGACCUGCACGGAAUACUGGAAAUAACGACAUGGUCAGCAAAAAUAUCACAAUAAUCCUGGAAAAUUUACUGAAAAACUACGAGAGUUCCCAGCUCCCGAGUCACGGAAAAGGUCAACCCACUGUGGUCCAAACGAACAUUUUAAUAAGAAGUAUGGGACCGAUCUCAGAAUUAGACAUGGAAUAUUCAAUGGACUGCUACUUUCGGCAGUACUGGAGAGAUCAGCGUUUGUCAUUCGUUGGGCCAAUAAAAUCCCUUUCCUUAUCCAUUAAGAUGCUGGAACGAAUCUGGCGUCCGGAUACUUACUUUUACAAUGGUAAGAAUUCUUACGUUCACACCAUAACUGUGCCAAAUAAGUUAUUGAGGAUCAGCCAGGACGGAGACAUACUCUAUUCCAUGCGGCUUACCAUAAAAGCAAGAUGUCCGAUGGAACUGAAAAGUUUCCCAAUGGAUCGUCAAUCGUGUCCGCUUCUACUUGGCAGUUACGCCUACACUUCUAAAGAUUUAAUUUAUCAAUGGCAAAGCGACAGAAGCGUUACGUUUGUCGCUGGCAUGACUCUGUCGCAAUUUGACCUCGGGAGUUAUCCGUCCAGGAAUUUUACGUUUAAAAGACGAGAAGGUGAGUUUUCCGUUCUGGAAGUCUCGUUUAAUCUCCAAAGACACACUGGAUACUUCCUCAUUCAAGUGUACGUGCCUUGCAUCCUAAUCGUUGUCCUGUCCUGGGUGUCUUUCUGGAUCCAUCGGGAGGCCACAAGCGACAGGGUUGGAUUAGGGAUAACGACGGUCUUAACGUUAUCCACUAUAAGUUUGGACUCCAGGACCGACUUACCUAAAGUCCGUUAUGCCACCGCCCUGGAUUGGUUCUUGCUUAUGAGUUUCCUGUACUGUAUAGCCACUCUUCUGGAGUUUGCUGGGGUGCACUACUUCACUAAGGUUGGAAGUGGUGAAAUUCCUGUUGACGAAGAAGACUGGGAGGAUUGCGAGGUGUCACCUCAACAAGUUACCGGGAAUCCACCCUCGGAUUUACUGGAAAACGUGAAUAAUACCCCGGAAACUGGUAGAAGGAGAAGCUCAAUAAUUUGUCCAAUUUACAACGUCACGUCCAUUUACCAAAGUCCCAGGCGAACUUCUGUGGUGUCCAUAUCGCAUAAUGUGCCAACAGGUAAACUAACCAUGGAAAAAACCACCCAAACCGAUCGGAAACUACCGAAAUGGAAACAGUUCCUCUAUUGUUUAAAGGGGGAUGACAAGUUUCGAAGGCAGAGGCAGAGGGAGGCGGCAGCUUUAGGUAAAAAUAUUGAUCCUGAAAGGCAUGGAAUUCGGCACGUGAAUAGCGUAUCCCUGAUAGACCGAACUGCCAGAAUAGCAUUUCCAGUCUCCUUCGGACUAUUUAAUCUCUUCUACUGGCUGAUUUAUAUUAUGUCUCAGGAAAAUUUUAAGUGGGGAGACAACAAAUUAAACCCGCAAAGCCAUUAACCUUAAUAAAUAUCUUUAAAAUA
This is a messenger RNA of Anthonomus grandis grandis, 1780 nucleotides long. Its product is annotated as gamma-aminobutyric acid receptor alpha-like. Gene Ontology annotation, biological process: signal transduction; chemical synaptic transmission; monoatomic ion transmembrane transport. Lineage: Eukaryota; Metazoa; Arthropoda; Insecta; Coleoptera; Curculionidae. The coding region runs from base 123 to 1757 and encodes 544 amino acids. Gene Ontology annotation, molecular function: neurotransmitter receptor activity; GABA-A receptor activity; extracellular ligand-gated monoatomic ion channel activity. The record is from RefSeq and is a predicted model, not a curated record. The transcript has 11 exons. Gene Ontology annotation, cellular component: synapse; neuron projection; membrane.